AACUGCUCUGUCUCUCUCUCUACUUUUCCAAAACUAACUCUCCCUCUCUCUAUAAAUAAAUGGAAAGCAAAAACCAAAUAAAGGGAAAUUGAUCUUCACCCCUUAGCUCUGUCUCCCUUCUUUCUUGGACACAAAACAUGCCCCAACUUCACUGCCACCAUUCCCCACUUUUUCUCUCUCUUCUCCUUCUCUCUCUUCACCAUGUACUGGGCGCCGGCCACGACUAUGCUGAUGCAUUGUCGAAAUGCAUCCUGUUCUUCGAGGGGCAACGUUCAGGGCGCCUGCCCGCAAGGCAACGGGUCCGGUGGAGGGGCGAUUCAGCGUUGUCUGAUGGGCAGGCGGGCGGGGUCGAUCUGGAAGGAGGCUAUUACGAUGCGGGGGACAAUGUCAAGUUUGGGUUUCCUUUGGCCUUCACGACGACGAUGUUGGCAUGGGGGAUGAGUGAGUUCGGGGCCCCCGGUGAGGUCGACAAUGCCAUGGCCGCAAUACGCUGGGCCACAGACUACCUCCUCAAGGCAGUCUCGCAGCCUGGCCGGGUGUUCGUGCAGGUUGGUGAUCCAGCUAAGGACCACAAUUGCUGGGAGAGACCAGAGGACAUGGACACCCCUCGAACUGUAUACAGUGUCGAUGCUGCGAAUCCUGGGUCAGAGGUGGCCGCAGAGACAGCUGCAGCAUUAGCUGCCGCCUCCAUUGCUUUCCGUUCCUCAGACUCGGCAUACUCACAGACAUUGCUCCAAAAUGCCGUCCGAGUGUUUGAAUUUGCUGACAAUCAUAGAGGAGCUUAUAGUGAUAAUCCGAGCUUGAAAUCUGCAGUCUGCCCUUUUUACUGUGACUUUAGUGGCUAUCAGGAUGAGUUGUUAUGGGGAGCUGCAUGGCUUGGAAGGGCAACCGGAAACGAGACAUACCUCAAUUACAUUCAAAAUAAUAGAAAGAUCCUUGGUGCGGAUGAAAAUAUCAACGAGUUUGGUUGGGAUAAUAAGCACGCUGGGUUCAAUGUUCUCAUCUCCCAGGAAUACCUUGUAGGGAAUGUGACGUCUCUUCAAUCGUACAAGGAGCACGCAGACAGCUUCAUAUGCACCCUAAUCUCCAAAUCUACCUUCCCCCACAUCCAAUACACCCCCGGGGGUCUCAUCUACAGGCCCGGUGGCAGCAACAUGCAACACGUCUCUGCCAUCGCUUUCCUCCUCCUCGCUUAUGCCAACUACCUCUCUCUCUCCUCUCAAACCCUCCCCUGUGGGACUCUCAUGGUCGGGCCUGCCGCUCUACGAGCCCAAGCCAAGAGACAAGUCGACUACAUUCUGGGUGACAACCCAAUGAACAUGUCGUAUAUGGUGGGAUACGGUGAUCGGUACCCCCUAAAGAUACACCACCGUGGAUCGUCGUUGCCAUCGAUUGUAGACCACCCUCAGCUCAUUGCAUGCAAGGAGGGCUUUGUGUAUUUCAGUUCAUCAGGCCCCAACCCUAACAUGCACGUUGGGGCUGUCGUAGGUGGCCCCGGGAAGGAUGACAAGUACAAUGAUGACCGUGCUGCCUUCCGCCUCUCAGAGCCCACGACUUACAUCAAUGCUCCCCUAGUCGGCGUGCUCGCAUACUUUGUUGCUAACCCCUCCUAACAGUGACACGAACACUGAGCAAACACUUACAGACAAGGAGUUAGCUGAUGCUAAAACCUGGGCUUUUCAUUUGUCGGAAAGCUAUCAUUGGUAACUUGCAGAUCACAUGGUAUCAGCAAAAGGCUAAAUCUCUUAUCCCAGUGGCAUGGUCCUUUCCUAGUCCUCAUCAUUUCAAGUUAAAUAUUGAUGGUGCUUCCUUACAUAACACAGGCCGAGCAGGUGGUGGUGGUGUUAUUAAAUAUUGUGAUAGUGCGUUUAUUGCUACGUUCACUAUCCUUCGAAAUAGCCUCUAAUAAUUAUAUAGAAUGCUUUGCUUUGGAAGAAGGUAUGAUCCUUGUCAAUCAGUUACAAUGUUUCUUUCUUCAAAUUGAAAGUGACUCAGCCUUGCUCAUUAAUAUUAUUCAUGACCGCUGCCGACCUUCAUGGACGUUGUAUACGGUUGCAGCAAAUUGCCGACACCAACUAUCAAGGCAUGGGUGGUCCAUUUCGUAUACUUUUCGUGAGGCCAAUAUGGUGGUAGAUACUCUUGCUAAGAGGGCCACAACCCAUUCUGAAGCUACAGUUUGGUGAUCUCAUCUACCAGAUUUUAUUACCCUUGCUUUAACUCAUGAUUUGUCCCAAGUGCCUUAUUAUAGGGUUGUAAA
Messenger RNA from Amborella trichopoda, 2257 nucleotides. RefSeq names its product endoglucanase 23. The record is from RefSeq and is a predicted model, not a curated record. Gene Ontology annotation, molecular function: hydrolase activity, hydrolyzing O-glycosyl compounds. Gene Ontology annotation, biological process: carbohydrate metabolic process. NCBI's taxonomy places the organism in Eukaryota, Viridiplantae, Streptophyta, Magnoliopsida, Amborellales, Amborellaceae.